This is a messenger RNA of Lolium rigidum, 1146 nucleotides long. RefSeq lists its product as uncharacterized. NCBI's taxonomy places the organism in Eukaryota, Viridiplantae, Streptophyta, Magnoliopsida, Poales, Poaceae. Bases 1 to 1146 code for a protein of 381 amino acids. The transcript is spliced from 11 exons. Gene Ontology annotation, biological process: glycerophospholipid biosynthetic process. The record is from RefSeq and is a predicted model, not a curated record. Gene Ontology annotation, cellular component: mitochondrion.
AUGAGGGGCUUCCGCUCUGCGCUGUGUCGCGCGGCUGCGCGGACGCGGGCGGAGCUGCAGGGCGCGCGGGGCAGCCGCCUGUCCCACUCCGCCGCGGCGCCCGCGAGGCCGUCCUUCGGCAUCGCCUUCGACAUCGACGGGGUCAUCCUGCGCGGCCGUAGCCCCAUCGGAGGCUCGCCGCAGGCCAUCCGACGCCUCUACGCCGACGACGGUACCCUGAAGAUUCCGUUUCUCUUCUUAACCAACGGAGGUGGUGUUCCAGAGUAUAAAAGAGCUCUGGAGUUAAGUGAGCUUUUGGGAGUUAACAUCUCUCCAUCUCAGGUUGUUCAUGGCCAUUCUCCUUACAGAGAGCUGUUGAAGCGUUUUGAAGAUGAUCCUAUUGUUGCUGUUGGAAAAGGUGAACCUGCAGCAGUGAUGGCUGAGUAUGGGUUUAGAAAGGUUCUAUCUAUAGAUGAUUAUGCAUCUUAUUUUAGAGAAAUUGACCCCCUAGCUCCUUUCAAGAAAUGGAAUGUGGGACAAUCAAACUGUCAAAACUUAAUGUCUGAGAAAAUGCACCCACCAUAUGAUGUUCACUCGGAGAGAGUUAAAGGAGUGUUUGUUGUCAGUGACCCUGUUGAUUGGGGUAGAGAUCUGCAGGUACUUUGCGACAUCUUAUCAACUGGUGGACUUCCUGGAAAUGGAAAAGGAGAUCAACCUCCUUUGUAUUUUGCAGCUGAUGAUCUUGAAUAUCAGGCUGCAUUUCCUUCAGAGCGGCUUGGGAUGGGUGCCUUCAGGAUUGCACUCGAAAGCAUCUUCAAUCAAGUUAAUGAUCUUCCAUUGAAGUAUACAUCUUAUGGGAAGCCUAAUCCAUUUGUGUUCAAGAAUGCAGCUAACAUACUAGAAAAACUUGUCAUGGGUAUCUAUCCAAACUCACAGUCAGCAAAGGAAGUAAAAGACCAUCAGCUCUCUACUAUCUACAUGAUUGGUGAUAAUCCUAAAGUUGAUAUUUGUGGAGUUUUGAAGGCUGGGCCUCCGUGGUCGUCCAUCCUUACUAGGACUGGUGUUUUUAGGGGAACUGAUAAUGAUCCAAAGUUUCCUGCUGAUUUGGUUGUUGAUACUGUGGAUGAUGCCGUUAGCUGUAUUUUGGAAAAAGAAUGUAUUCGGUGA